AUGGCUAAAGAAAUCGUCCGCCAAGAAUCCCUUGAAGAGCCUGGUGAACGUAGUAGGUUAUGGUAUCAUGAAGACGUUCUUGAUGUACUGAAAAAUAAUACUGGGACGAAAGCAAUUCAAGGUUUAGUCCUGAACUUGCCUGAAUCAGAGAAGGUAAAACUAAAAGCAAAGGCAUUUACGAAGAUGGAGAGGCUGAGACUGCUUCAUCUCAAUAAUGUCCAUCUAAGAGGAAGCUACAAACAUCUCUCUAGAAGACUUGUAUGGCUAUCCUGGAAAGGAUUUUCUUCAAAUUAUAUACCAUCAAACUUAAUUAUGGAUAAUCUAGUUGCCCUUGACUUGAGCUAUAGCAAGCUGAAACAAGUAUGGAGAGGAACGAAGGUUUUGUACAGAUUGAAAUACCUCAAUCUCGGCCAUUCCUAUUUCUUGAUCAAUACUCCAGACUUCACAGGGUUCGCCAGUCUUAAGGAAUUGUUACUUAAUGAUUGUACAGAGCUGGUAGAGGUUCACCAAUCUAUUGAACAUCUGAAAAAUCUUGUUGUCUUGAAUUUGAAGAAUUGCCAUAAUCUUCAGAAGAUUCCCCUGAGCAUUUUCAUGUCGAAGUCUUUACUUCAUGUCAAUCUGUCCGGCUGCUCCAAAUUAGAGUGGCUAGCAUUUUUUCAAGGAUCCCCACCUGAAUCAAGAUUUUCAUCGUUACAGUUAUCAGGUAACAUCAGGAAAUUACAUAUGGAAGACUGCAAUAUAGCAUAUGUGCCCAGCGAAAUUUGUAAUUUGGUGUCCUUCAAAUUUUUGAAUCUUAGCCAAAACAAUUUUUCUAACCUACCAGCUACCAUAAGUAGCCUUCAGCUUCUCAAGGCCCUCUCUGUAAGUAAAUGUACUCGGCUUGAAUCGAUUCCAGAGCUUCCAGUAAAUUUAUUGACAUUGCAUGCAAACUACUGCACAUCAUUGCAAAGCAUAGAAAUAGAAUCAAAAUCAGCAGAAACAUCAUUGAGGAGAUUUUACCAUUGUCCCGACUGUUGUGCAUAUAAAUUUAGUAGAAAUCUCUGUUAUCAGGGUAAUGAAGUGAAAGGUAGUCUGGUUUACAAGGGGUACGACAAGGAUCCUGACUUAUGUGAUGCGUCAGAUCAUUCAAUCACUAUUGCCUCAAAUAUUCCUCCACUUAAUGAAAAUGUGUCUUGGAAUUGGAAGAGUAGUGAAGCGGAAGGUAGUCUGGUGUACAAGGGGAACGACGAGGAUCUUGACUUAUGUGAUACCUCAGAUCACUCAAUCACUAAUGCCUCAUAUAUUCCUCCAUUUUAUGAAAAUGUGUCUCGAAAACGGAAGAGUAAUGAAAAUGUGUCUUGGAAUUGGAAGGUACGUUUUUUUCUCUCGAUUGUAGUCUAG
Messenger RNA from Cornus florida, 1380 nucleotides. RefSeq names its product disease resistance protein RPP2B-like. Gene Ontology annotation, biological process: defense response. NCBI's taxonomy places the organism in Eukaryota, Viridiplantae, Streptophyta, Magnoliopsida, Cornales, Cornaceae. The record is from RefSeq and is a predicted model, not a curated record. The coding region runs from base 1 to 1380 and encodes 459 amino acids. The transcript has 6 exons.